UGACUCAGCUUCUUUAUUAGAGCAAACAGAACAUCAUCAAAGCAGCAGUAGCAGCAGCAGCAGCAGCGGCAGUGCUUUCCCCCCCAGAACCUGAGCAGUAUCCCUGUAAGUGGAGUGGACUCAAUGUUUUCGCCACUUCCCAAGGAGCAUCCUUUAAUUUUUCUAGGUUUGGCAUGUUGUAAACAUUUUUUGGAGUGACAUUUUCCUUUUUUCCCCCUGAGAGGAUUAUUGUGUUUUGAUCUGGAGGUGUCUUCUUACUUUUUGGAUAUGUUAGCCAGCAUCAUGAAGACAACAUGGGUGGCUGAUGUCUUGUUGUUGACUAAUUAGCUUUUAACUGAGUGUCAGUUUUGUUCACUAACUUAUGAAUUUACUAACAAACUGGUACUUCUCUUUAAUGUUUUUCUGGCUGUUUUUUUUUUUGCUGACUGCUUAGUUUGCUGGCUGAGAAACCAAUCUUCUCUUUUGUUCACUGAAUGACUGACUGGCUGUGGUGUUUAUUGUCUGGCUGACAAAUUGCUAUUUGGUUCAUUAAACACAGGCUAACUGCUUAUGUUAUUAACUGACUGGCUGACUGAGCUACUUGCUAUUUAAUUCCCUGACUGGCUGCCUUAGUUAUUUCACCUGUGCCUGCUGCAUAGCUGAUUAUUUCGUACGCAGGCUUACUAUUUUGCUGACUGGCUGGGAGUGGCAUCAUCAUUGUCACACUCUCGCUCUGUGAUUGUUUGGAUUUGGAGGAUGUGUGAUGGAGAAGAGGAGAGGCUCAACAUAAGAAAAUUCAAAGAAGGAAAGAUCUAGGAGCAGGAAGCAGAAGAGAAAAGAUAGGAGGAAGAAACCUCACAGGAGAAAAUUGGAUUUUGGAGCAAAAGGAAGGGAGAUUGUCUGGGAAGGAAGGGUGGCGAGAGGAGGCGUGGCAGCGGAGAGAGAGAGAUAGAGCAGCGAGAGAGAGAAGGGGAGGAGAGUGGAUGCAACCCACACCCUGAGAUGCUGUGCUGGCUGAGAGAAGACGAGAUGUCGGUCCAGGAACUGCUACAGAGGGUGCAGUGUGUCAUCACUCAUGUUGAUGAGAUCAUGCAGCAGGAUAUCAGGCCCCUGCUGGCUGUGGACAUCAUAGAGCAGCUUCAUCGCCAGUUUGCCUUGCUCUCAGGAGGGCGAGGGAAAGAUGGCGCCCCCAUCAUUAUCUUCCCAGAGUACUCAGGCUUCAGCGAAGUGCCAGAGGAAGACUUCCUCAAUGUUGCCACCUACUUGACCAGCAUACCCAGUCUGGAUGCUGCCAGUAUCGGCUUCAUUAUCAUCAUCGACCGGCGAAAGGACAAAUGGAGCUCAGUGAAGGCCUCUCUAUCCAGGAUCGCUGGGGCGUUUCCAGGAAACCUGCAGCUGGUGUUAGUGCUGAGGCCAUCAAGGUUCUUCCAGAGGGCUAUAGCAGACAUUGGGAUCAAGCUGCACAGGGAUGACUUUAAAAUGAAGGUACCGAUUGUGAUGUUAAACUCUCUGUCGGACCUGCACUGUUAUGUGGAUAAAGCCCAGCUGACCCGGGAGCUAGGAGGAAGCCUGGAAUACUGUCACAGCCAGUGGAUCCACCACCGAACCGCUAUAGAGAACUUUGCCAUGACAGUGAAAAGCACAGCCCAGAUGUUACAGAAGUUUGGGACAGACCUGGCAGAGACAGAGCUGCCCAAUGAUGUCCAGUGCACCAAAGACCUGCUCACCUCACACACCAACAAACACGGCAACCUGAAGGAUGAACUGAAGCUUGCUUUGAAGCAGGGCACUACCUUGUUAGGUUGUAUCAAGGAGCAGGCAGCCAAGUCAGAGAACCACAAACUCAACCCAGAUGAGCUGGAGAACCAAACCACUGUGGAAAGACUCCUAGCCCAGCUGGAUGAGACAGAGAACGCCUUUGAACAGUUCUGGUGUAAACACCAUCUGAAACUGGAGCAGUGCCUGCAGCUACGCCACUUUGAACAAGACUUCAGAGAGGUCAAAGUGUCUCUGGAUAGUUUGAUGGACAGUCUAACCAACCUAUCAGAUAUUGGCGAUUGUGUAAUCAGAGUUGAACACCUGCUGAAGGAACUGAAAGCACUGGAGGAGAAGGCUCUGCCCACACUAGAAAAGGCCCAGCUCCAUGCACUGCACGGUGACCAGCUGAUCCAGAGCAAUCACUACGCUGUGGACUCUAUACGACCCAAAUGUGUGGAGCUCCGACGGGUCUUUGACGACUUCAGCAAUGAGUCCAAGAAAAAGACGGAUGUCUUGUCCAAAUCCCUGCAGAUACACAUGGGAAUUGAUAAGGUAAACCAGUGGUGUGAGUCUGGCAUCUACCUGCUGGCCUCCCAGGCUGUGGAUAAAUGUCAGUCACAGGAAGGGGCAGAGUCAGCACUGACUGACAUUGAACACUUUCUGGAGUCGGCAGAAAAGAACCAACUGACUGAACUGAGGAACCUUCAUAACCAGUAUGAGGUUGUCCUGUCCGAGGAUAUCAAGGCCAAUGUCCUGAAGGCACUGAAGCGCCUUGAGGAUGUCCAGGAGAUGUUUCAGAAGCGACACGUCAGUCUGAAGAGGCUGUCAGCUAAACAGACGAGGCCCGUCCAGCCUGUUGCCCCUCGGCCUGAGUCCUCUCCCAAACGGCCUUCUCUGAAGAACACUCCCAGGACUACAGGGAGCCAGCAGCCUCUGGCUCGCAGAACUUCCGAUAACUCCAACAGUGGCAAGCAGCCAGCUGAAGCUGAUCCCAGCAAGAGGAAGAACAUACGCAAAGCCAAAGGAGGCAUCAAGAUCGAGGUGAUGCAUGAGGAAAGCCAAGGAGGCUCCACCCAUGUGGUUGUGAACAACGAGACAGAGGAGAGUCUAUCCAACAGACGCAGACACAUCAUGACUGAGCUGAUUGAAACAGAGAGGCUAUACGUGGAGGAACUGCAAAGCAUCAUGGAGGGUUAUUUUGCAGAGCUGGAUAACUCAGAGCUCAGCCAUCUCAUCCCCCCGUCCCUGGAGAACAAAAGGGAUGUGCUGUUUGGCAACCUGCCAGAGAUAUAUGAAUUUCACAAUAGGACAUUUCUGAGGGAGCUGGAGGACUGUGUAGAGAAACCAGAACUGGUGGGAACCUGUUUUCUGAAAAGGAAAGAAGAGCUUCAGGUGUAUGAGAAGUACUGUCAGAAUAAACCCCGCUCUGAAGUCCUUUGGAGACAGUGUGGAGACAGCCUCUUCUUUCAGGAAUGCCAGAAGAAACUGGACCACAAACUGUCUCUGGAUGCCUACCUGCUGAAGCCUGUCCAGAGGAUCACCAAAUACCAACUCAUGCUCAAGGAGAUGCUGAAAUGCAGUAAGGGGGAGUGGACGGCUGAGUUGGAGGAGGCUUUAACCACAAUGCUGGACAUCAUCAAGUCUGUCAAUGACUCCAUGCACCAAAUAGCCAUCACUGGCUUUGAGGGUAACCUGAGUGAACUGGGGAAACUACUGAUGCAGGGAUCCUUUAAUGUGUGGACUGAUCACAAGAAAGGCCACAGCAAGGUGAAGGACCUGGCCAGGUUUAAGCCCAUGCAAAGGCACCUGUUCCUGUAUGACAAGAUGAUGCUGUUUUGUAAGAAACGUGAGGAGACCACAGAUGGACACGAGAAGACCCCAUCCUACAGCUUCAAACACUCACUCAAGAUGAGUGCUGUGGGGAUAACAGAGAAUGUCAAAGGUGACAUCAAGAAGUUUGAGGUGUGGUACAAUGGCAGAGAGGAGGUUUACAUCAUCCAGGCUCCAUCCAUGGAUGUGAAAAAUAUGUGGGUGUCAGAGAUUCGUAAAGUUCUUACAGGCCAGCUAGAGGCAUGCAGAGAAGCCAGCCAGCUAAACAUCUACGGGGCCCCCAUGAGGAAUGUGCGUAAGAUGACACUGAGACAGUCCGAUUCAUCAAGUCCAGAGUCAGGCUUCAGGAGGACCAACCCCAGCCCUAAUUUGAGGCAGAAGAGGGUUGAUGCUUCAGCCAGCCAAUCAGGCCACUCGGCUGCUAAUGCUAGGAAACGCUUCACCUUGCAGGGACUUUCCAACAGGAGGUCUCUUCCAGCAGAGCCUGCUGCUAAGGAGGCAGAGGUCACCCGCCGCUUCUCUCUCACCUCCUCUCUUGCCUCCUCUUCCUCCUCCUCUUUCGCUACACGGCGCACUAAAGGUCCCCUGUCUGCUAGCAUAAAGAGCAAGAGACAUGAGAUAAAGAGUGAUCCUACUCCAUUUGGUUACGAAGAUACUUUGCGUGGUGCUAUGGCUGCAGUCAGGAAACGUCAGAGCAUGACUAGCAGCACUGCUACUGCUGCUGGCAACAACCCAGCUGUCCCUAGAUCCACCUCCCAACCAGGCUGGGCGCCACGGCGACUCCCUUCCAUGGAAACAGAUGACUUUGAGACGAUCCCGUCCAGUGCAGAGGAAUCUUCCAACUCUUCAGAAGAGGAAGGCAAUAAUAAAAAUGGUGACAGUGGUCGUUACCGGGUGCAGCUGACCUAUGAGUCUCGUGAAGCUCGAGACCUCUCUCUCGAGACGGGUGACCUGGUCCAGUUUCUGGAGGAAGCAGAGAGCGGACACUGAUAUCUUCAGUGAUCUGUGUACAGCAGCACUCUCUGACUUGGAUGAAAAUGAAGCCAGUACAUGGGGAGAUGUGUCUCAGGAUAGCAGAUAAACAUGGCUGACUAUUGUAGUUCAUUACAUUGGACUACAAACAUGUUUGUUGGAUCACAAACAUGUUUUUUCAACUGUAAUUUCCUAAGCUGGACUUUAAAUAUCAACGACUAUUAGUUUUCUACUUGUAGUUCUUCAUGUUGGACUACAAAUAUGGCCUGAUAUUGUUUUGCAGCUGUGGUUUUUCAUGUCUGACACAUUAAAGCUUCUCAGUGAAGUCUCUAGAAAAAGCUGGAACCUUAACAUGCCCGAAUGCUACAGUGGGAAAGCUAUAUAAGACUUUUAAUUCCGGAAGUACCUGCUGUCAUCUGUGGAGAGCUGAAGAUUGCAUGGAUGUGGACAAUGGACUUUACAUCCUAAGUUGGAUUAAUUCAGACCUUGUACUGCACGGAUUGGGCUGAAUCCCUGAAAAUUCAAAUCCUAUUUCAGACUUGGAUAAUCUUAGAGAAUGUGAUGAAUUCCAAGUGUUGGUUGUGAGCAGGCUUUGGCAAGGUGCCCUGUUUUGCUGCUACACUGCUCUGAAGCAAAACUCUUUCAGACCAGGUUCUGCCUCUGCUGCCCUCCUUCAGCCGCUUCGACUUUUCAGGUUCAAACUACAGACACUUCAACAUAGCUGCAGUCUCCAACAGAACCUAAACGUUGUCUUACUGCCUUUCUUCACCCUAAAACAGCGCCCUCAUAAUACAUUACAUUAUAGAUAAAGACAAAUUUCUCUCAAAUUUGGGCACAAAUUACUUAAAAUCUGUGUUAGUGAGCACUUCUCCUUUGCCAAGAUAAUCAAUCCACCUGACAGCUGUGGCAUAUCAAGAUGCUGAUUAAACAGCAUCUUUACCUAACAGUUGUGCCUUCGUAUUGUCACAAUAAUAGGCCGCUCUAAAAUGUGCACUUUGAUCACACAGCACAAUGCCACAGAUGUCCUAAGUUUUAAGGGAGCGUGCCAUUGGCAUGCUGACUGCAGGAAUGUCCACCAGAGCUUUUGCCUGUGAACUGAAUGUUCAUUUCACUACCAUAAGCUGACUCCAAUGCCAUUUCCCUGAAUUUGGCAGUACAUCUUAACAACCAAAAGUCGGUUGCAAUGACUGCCAGGUCAAGACCCUGGUGAGAACAAUGAGCAUGCAGAUGAGCUUCCCUGAGAUGGUUUUUGACAGUUUCCGCAGAAGUUUUUCAGUAGUGCAAACCAAUUAUUGUAUCAGCUGUCCUGGUGGCUGGUCUGAGACAGUGUUGCAGGUGAACAUGCUAGAUGUGAAAGUCUUGAGCUGCUGUGGCUACAUGUGGUCAGAGGUUGUUCAGCUGGUUGGAUGUACUGCCAAAUUCACAGAAACGAAAUUGAUGAUGUAGUGACAUGAACAUUCAUUUUGGUAGGUGUAAAAACCUAGGUUCCUUUUUUUUUCCUUUAAAAUGCAUGUCACUUUUCUAAAUUUGGACGUUUUUGUAGUCAGUGAAUGUCACACAGGGGGAGCUCUCUGUGAGUUCUUCUUAUUCCUUAGCUGCACUUUGUUAGUGACGGGGUAGGUAACUGAUCUGUCAGUCUGUUUAGAAGUGAUGUGAUCUAGACCCAGUUUAGACCCAGGCUAAUGAACAGUUAAGUUUCACUUUCAAUGCACUUGACAUUCUGCCAUGUAUGGCACUCUAAGAGUGUGCUCUGUGCUCAGACAGUGUGGUGCUGUAAAUAAGCAAACAUAUGUAUAUUUCCACAGUGCUCCCUAAUGUACGGUCAAAAAAUAGCCCCAAAACAGCUUGAAAAAUAGAAAUCGAUUUGUGGCAGCUGAUGUUUUGACAAAUAAAUGAAUGACUAUCCCAAGGCACACCUGUGUAAUAAUGAUGCUGUUUAUCAGCAUCUUAAUGGAUGAAGAGGUGCUCACUGACACAGAUUUAACAAAUUCGUGACCAACAUUUUGGAGAAAUAUAUCUAUUGGGUACACAGACAAGUAUUACAUGUUAAACCUGUGGAAAAUGGAAGCAAAAACAAAAAUGUUGCAAAAUGUUUGUUUGUCACUUGGGGGCAGAAAUGAACUGAUAAAAAUGAAAAAUGAAAUGGCUAACAUGUUAGCAAACAUAUCUGUCACACAUGGAGAUACAUUGGAAUUGCUUUGUCCUGUUUCUGGCAACCUGAUGUCAAACAUUAACUCUCCCCCUAGCUUUUGGUCUCCACCAACUUUUGACAAAUAUAACUAGUUGAAUUUUUUGUGUCUUGACCAGCUAGUUGCUAACUUUGUCUGUCUGCCUUCUGCUGCCAGGACAGGUACUGUGCAUCUUGUGUAAGGUAGCUUGUUUGCCUCAAACAGCUUUCUGCUGUGUCCAGAAACAAGGUUGAUGAGACUUGUGAGACCAGACAGUGAGUGAAGGCCAUAAAACCAAAACAGCUAAAUGAGCGCGUAAAAAGUCAUCGAGCUGAGUGUAACUGUACUGUGACUGUACUGUGACACUUCUCAGUGGAAUUGUCACUACAAGCCACUCUGUUCACAUUACACAUAGUGAGUUAUUGUGCAUAUAAAAAUGCAUUGAUUGGUGCCGCUUUAAAAAAAAUAAAGUUUACUGUGACAGUUCACUAUUUGCAA
Messenger RNA from Epinephelus lanceolatus (giant grouper), 7205 nucleotides. It is a transcript of the gene mcf2l2, whose product is annotated as MCF.2 cell line derived transforming sequence-like 2. The record is from RefSeq and is a predicted model, not a curated record. Gene Ontology annotation, cellular component: cytoplasm. NCBI's taxonomy places the organism in Eukaryota, Metazoa, Chordata, Actinopteri, Perciformes, Serranidae. Gene Ontology annotation, biological process: intracellular signal transduction. Gene Ontology annotation, molecular function: protein binding; guanyl-nucleotide exchange factor activity.